GUCAAAAUCAGUACGUAUUAAAUUUUCGUAGAUACCUAGCUAAACUUCGAUAAUUUAUCAAAAUGUCUGAUAUCAGCGAUAUAGAAGAAUUACCAUCGACUCCUCCACACAUAUCGGAGAAAGCAGAAAAUGCAGUUCAAAAUAUUUUACCCCAAAAAUCUAAGAAAGUGUACGAAAAACUUUAUCAACGGUUUAUGGACUGGAGAAAUACAAAUAAUAUUUCGACAUUCUCCGAAAAUGUUUUAAUUGCUUAUUUUCAAGAAUUGAUGGAAACUAUGAAAUCAUCUAGUACAUGGACACAUUAUUCAAUAAUAAAAACGUUGGUAAAUAUAAACCAUAAUAUAAACAUUUCUAAAUAUAAGAAACUACAAGCUUUAUUAAAGCGAAAGUCCGAAGGAUAUGUUGGAAAAAAAGCAAAAAUAUUUUCACCUGAACAAAUAAAAACGUUUAUCGACGAAGCACCCGAUGAACGGUUUUUAUUUUUAAAAGUAGCAAUGAUUUUUGGAAUAAUGGGAGCAUGUCGAAGGCAUGAACUACAUGACCUAAAAUGUGAAAAUGUCAAAGAUAUGAAUGGAAUCUUAAUUGUUAAUGUGAUAGAAACUAAAACAAAAGUACAACGAACAUUUACAAUUACCGGCAAAUACUACGAAAUUAGUAAAAAAUAUAUGAAUCUACGGCCUAAAAUUUGCCCCACCCCAUCUUUUUUCGUUAAUUAUUUAAAUGGAAAAUGCACAAUUCAAAACAUUGGUAUUAAUAAAUUUGGUGAUAUAGGGAAGAAAAUAGCAACAUAUUUAAAUCUGCCUGAUCCGAAUUUAUAUACAGGGCAUUGUUUUCGUAGGACAUCUGCAACCGUAUUAGUAGAUGCCGGUGGUGAUAUUACUACAUUAAAACGCCAUGGUGGCUGGAAAUCCAAUUCAGUGGCAGAAGGCUACAUUGAAAAUUCGGUUCAGAAUAAAAUCAGCAUUUCCAAUACAAUAUUGAACUCUAUUGAGACUAGCAAUAAUGAAAUAAAUGUAAAUAUUCCUUCCACUUCCAGAUCAGUGGGACCUGGAAUAAACUUUUCAAACUGCACAAUAAAUAAUCUUAAUAUUUUUAAGAAAUCGGAUUAAUUACAAUUAUUAUAUGUUGAAUAUAAAUACAAAUAAAAUGUUUAUAGUUUUCUUGUAUCUAUGGCAAUACCAAUACCCGAGGUAUUAAUUACAAUUUUGU
Anoplophora glabripennis (Asian longhorned beetle) is the source of this 1209-nucleotide messenger RNA. RefSeq lists its product as uncharacterized. Gene Ontology annotation, molecular function: DNA binding. The coding region runs from base 63 to 1109 and encodes 348 amino acids. The transcript has 2 exons. Gene Ontology annotation, biological process: DNA recombination; DNA integration. The record is from RefSeq and is a predicted model, not a curated record. NCBI's taxonomy places the organism in Eukaryota, Metazoa, Arthropoda, Insecta, Coleoptera, Cerambycidae.